AUGACUGAUAUCCCAGAUUACAACUCUUAUAGUUAUGAUUAUGAUGAUGGUGUGGAACCUUGUAACCUGACGCAGUUCAACGAACAGCAAGUGACCAUCCCAACCUUCAUCUACUCUCUGAUUUGCGCACUCGGCCUGGUGGGCAACGUUCUGGUCCUCCUAACAUACUCCUUCUACAAGAAAGCGAAAACCAUGACCGAUAUCUAUCUGGUUAACGUGGCACUGGCCGAUCUGCUCUUCGUCAUCGCCCUUCCACUGAUCAUCUACAACGAACAGCACGACUGGAGCAUGGGCCAGUGGGCAUGCAAGUUUCUGAGAGCAGCCUACAGCAUCAACGUGUACAGCAGCACGCUCCUGUUGGCCUGCAUCAGCGGCGACCGCUACAUCGCCAUCGUGCAAGCCAGACGAUCGGUUCGAAUUCGAUCGCAAGCUCAGGUCUACAGCCGUCUCAUCUGCUCGGUCAUAUGGCUUCUCGCUCUCAUCUUGUCUCUGCCUACUUUUAUAUAUUACCAGGAGGUAAACAAGGAAUGCAUCACUAACUUUGAUGAGCAUCACACCGCCAGACUCAUGAAGAUCCUGAUUCCGAGCAUGCAGAUGGUCCUCGGGUUCUUGGUGCCGCUGAUGGUCAUGAUAUUCUGCUACUCGUGCACCAUGGUGACUCUACUCAAAGCUCAAAACUUCCAGAAGCACAAGGCGAUCCGCGUGGUCCUGGCCGUGGUCUUCGUGUUCGUCCUUUGCCAUCUGCCUUACAACGUGGCGCUUCUUGUCUACACCAGUAAACUGUUCAAUGAGAGAGUCUGCGAGGAAGAACAGAAGACGCUGAUGACUUUGUCCAUCAGCAGGAGUGUGGCCUACCUUCACUGUUGCUUGAAUCCCAUUCUGUACGCCUUCAUCGGGGUUAAAUUCAGGAGCCACUUUUGUCAGAUCUUCCGAGACUUGCGGUGCCUGGGGAAACGGUACAUUUCGAGACGCUCCUCUCAGCAGACCUCUGAGCUGUACAUAUCAGCGAACAAAACCGUUGUUGGACAGAACCAGGAGAACCCGUCUUCAUUUACAAUGUGACAGAACCUUUGAGUGUUUGUGCUCAAGGAAGCAGUGAGCUGUGGAUCGUUUGCUUGGUUCUUGGUUUGUGUUUCAGUUUCGGACACAAGCUUUUGGUAAACUUUUUGGCUUCAGAAUAAGGUUUCAUUAAUGCAUUAACUGACAAUGAACAACACAUUUAUAACAGUAUUUAUGAAUGACAUGUCAUCUCAGGUCAAAAUGACAUUAAUACAUUCCAUUGUUUUAUUAGUUUUCAUUGUUAGUUAAUGUGAAGUAAUGUAGUUAGCUAAUGUUAAUAAUUGUACAUUUAUUAUAGUGUUACCACUUGUUUUGUAAAUUUUUUUGGUUACUUUAUACUUUCCUAUUCAAAUUCUUUUUUACAGUAACUUUACUGUGGGCUGACUACUACAACCCAUACCUGAUUUGCAAGGCAAAUACAUUUCAGGGAAAUUCAUAUCAGCCUUGACAACAAUUAUGGUAUUAAACCAUAUGAGUGCCAAGGUACAAAAAUGCCUUUUUCUUGUAAAAGGCUCAGUAUAAUGCAUUUAAUAAAUAUUCAAAAAACAACAUUAACAACAAAGCCAAAGCAUUUAAACAUUAACCAUGAAAAACCUACUGUAUUAUAUUUGAUACACACAUUUCAGUGCCUAUAAAUAAAUGAUCAACAUGAUCAAAAAAUCUAUUACAUGACCACUGUCGCCUGAUUGAUAGUUAAGACAAUUUUACCAAGUCUAUUGUGUUGCUUUCUAUUAUACAAACAUCCACCUUGUCCUUCACUAUUUAUUUUAAUUUUUUGAAGUGUUUUUUCAAGUAAACGUAAGAAUAACUUUUCAUGUUUGUGAUAUUUCUAGAUGUGCACUUACAACUUAUGUUUACUUGAUUAUAAUUUUUAUUUUAGAAAAAUCAUGUAAAUGUGAUCAAAUUUACUCAUCAGGCAUUUGAGGAAAUUUUAUUUGUCAUAUUAUUAGAGAUAUAGA
Carassius gibelio (silver crucian carp) is the source of this 2018-nucleotide messenger RNA. RefSeq names its product C-C chemokine receptor type 6-like. Lineage: Eukaryota; Metazoa; Chordata; Actinopteri; Cypriniformes; Cyprinidae. Gene Ontology annotation, molecular function: G protein-coupled receptor activity. The record is from RefSeq and is a predicted model, not a curated record. Bases 1 to 1062 code for a protein of 353 amino acids. Gene Ontology annotation, cellular component: membrane. Gene Ontology annotation, biological process: immune response; G protein-coupled receptor signaling pathway. The transcript has a single exon.